Eremomyces bilateralis CBS 781.70 is the source of this 1600-nucleotide messenger RNA. RefSeq lists its product as uncharacterized. The transcript has a single exon. Lineage: Eukaryota; Fungi; Ascomycota; Dothideomycetes; Eremomycetales; Eremomycetaceae. The record is from RefSeq and is a predicted model, not a curated record. The coding region runs from base 281 to 1456 and encodes 391 amino acids.
AAACCUGCAAUGAAAGGCACCAUGACUUCGUGGACACUGUCAGUGAACCUUCCUGUUCCUAUAAUAGCAGGCAUGUCCGCUGGCGUUCCCCAACAUAGGAAUAACAGUAUGUAUUUCAAACAGGUAUCGAUAUCAGAGUAUAGACGGCGUACCGAUCUUCCACCCGGGUACCCAGACAGAAUGUCCUGACUCAGGAGCCAAACACCAGCCUCCUCAACGGGCCAAGUCUACGAGAUCGUCUACAUCGAGGAACACGUUGAGAAAUCGGCGAUCCCAAAGCAUGGAUGUCUCGAGAACCCACGCCGUUUCUAUCGCGAGUUCCUCAUCAACACAGAGCGUCAACGUCCUACCUCCGCCGGCGCCAUUCUUUGUCCGGAAUGGACGGCGGUAUCCGCGCGAUCGCCCGAAUCCACUGCCAUGCGACUUGGCCGAGCUUCAGCGGCAGAACUUGCGAACCAUGCUGGUCUCUUCGGUUUUGGGGAAGCCAAUUUGCUGCCCACCGCGAUUCCUUCCGAAGACACAUCAACUGCGAAUCCUGGACAUCGGAUGCGGUACGGGUUAUUGGAGCUAUUUGAUACACCAGCACCUCGUCUCCUCUGGAUGGAAAGCGCCGUCAUUCAUCGGCCUUGACACGGCCCAGUCCGCGCCGGAUCUUGGCAAGCAAGGCAUGGACUGGAGAUUCGUGGCGCACGAUCUUCGCCGUCCGUUGCCGUUUUCCGACUCCCAAUUCGACUUAGUAAUCAUGAAGGACAUGUCGUUAGUCACCCCCGUCGGUGAAGGCACGCAGCAACUCCUCGACGAAACUAUCCGCGUCCUCAAGCGCGGCGGCGCGUUGGAGAUUUGGGAAUGUGACCACGCGAUCCGGUGCCUUCAACUGGACCACUCCGCUUCGUUCUCUCGUACCAGCGAGGAGGAGCUCACGCAAGCGAAGAAAACCGCGACGUAUCCCAUCAACUCGGCAACAGUUUUCGGGGAGCCACAGAACACAUAUCUCCACCAAGCCAGCGCUUGGAUCGAAAAUAUCUUGGACGCGCGAGGGCUCUCGGCAACGCCCGGAUCGCGAAUGACAGCCGCCCUUCUCCAAGAGCCGGACGAUCUCUGCGAGAUAGGGUUCCGGCGCGUGGCCGUGCCGUUGACGGAAACGAGAUGGGAGCGAGAAUCCGGUAUCGACUGGGAAUCGAAGAUAUUCCCAGACCAAGAGCAACCCACCAAGGACCAAGGAGAUGAAGUGCAGAGUGUCUUGACGGACGAACAAGCCGCACUGCGAGCCACGGCGUUGAUGACGGUGGUGCAGAUACUGGAAGGGCUGGAGCCGCUGCUUACGGAUCUUAGCCGAAAGAACGCGGAGGAAUGGGCGCGGUGGUGGUCGGGGAUGAAGGGAAAUCUCCUGCAGGGACGCGGUGCGGAACAUGGGGAAUGUCUGGAGAUUGGGGCUUGGUGGGCCAGGAAGCGAUGAUGAUUUACGUGACAAGAGACGAAAGGGAUGACGGCAUUUCGCAGUUUCUAAACACCCCGACCAGGGCUGUACGGUUCAUUUUUCUUGGGUUGCGUGGUCUUCGAUAGAAUGCAACGGAUCGGGGGUGGGGGUUUCAUAGCGUUG